CUUCGUCUCUCUCUCUCUCUCUGCGAGCUCAUCCGAAACUUCACACUCUCUCUCCUCUCUCUCUCUCUCUCUCUCUCUCUCUCUCUACGAUCGAUCUAGGGUUUCCCAUUUCGCCAUUUUGAGGGGGAGCGGUGAGCGAGCGAUGUGAUCGUCCUUUUCGGCGGACGAAUUGCUUCGUCUCCGAUCGCUCUAGGGUUUCCGUACGAUGGUUUCGGGGCCCGAUCCGGUGGAGUCCCUCGUCCACGCCGUGAGGGGCGCGCUCUCGCCGAUCGAGGCCGGGUUCUCGCGCGCGGCGAGGGAUCUGGAGUCGCACUUGCGGAGUUCGAGAGGGGAGGCGGGGAGAGCCGAGUUGUUGGAGAAACCUGGCGGGUUGGCGACGAAGAAUCGGACCGAUGAUGCGGUUUUUAGGGUUUCUGCGGCCGCGGAGGAGACGAAGAAGGGUUUUUCCGCUAUGAAGAUGCCUAUGAAGUCGCUUCUCGGAGCCCUAUUCCCUAAUUCGUCCAAUGGGAAUGGCGGAGGCGGGGCAAAGGCGGAUUCAGUGAGGAAACAGGGGAAAGAGGAGGCUAGGGAUGGAUCGUGCACGAAUUGCUUGCAAUUUGUGGCGGAUUGGUCAAUUCUACUCAAUAACUUAGCUCAGGCUGUUCCGAGCCCUUUCAAAUCUGUCAAAAAGUGCUUCGGGACGCAGCGGGAACAAGAAGACGAAUCCUUAUUUGUUCCUCUACAGAAGGCGCAAAGCGGAGAAUUUCACAGGGCCAUAAUUUGGGAGAAGCAUAGGGAUUCAAACUCGAUUGGAGAUUCCUUGUCUCUAGAACUGCUACUAUGUCUCGCAAUUGACAGUUUGGUUCACAAUUUUCAGAUGCUUGAAUUGAUUUGCAAGGUUUCUAAACCUUCCCUGCUUCCUCAAUUUGAUCAUUUGAAGAUAAUCAAGGGUUUGAUCAGUGGUAAAAAAGCGGAUUUUGAUGGCUUCCUCUCAAAUAUGAGGUUUGCGAGAGUCAGUGGUGCCCCGGCUAGUUUGGUAGGGGCAGCUUCUUCUUCUGUUAGUGAUGAGAACGAGGCCCGUGCCUCUAGUGGUGGCACAGAGGAACCCGAGAGUAGCUUACCUCAAAAGCUUGCGAGUGGAUUACUUAACAUUCCCUUGUCGAACGUUGAGCGCUUGCGGUCUACCCUAUCGACUGUUUCUUUGACUGAAUUGAUUGAGUUCAUUCCUCAGUUGGCCAGGUCCACCACAGAUCACCCUGAUAAGAAGAAGCUAUUCUCGGUUCAAGAUUUCUUUCGGUACACAGAAGCUGAAGGAAGGCGAUUCUUUGAAGAGUUGGACAGAGAUGGUGAUGGGCAUGUAACUCUAGAAGAUCUUGAAAUUGCUAUGAGAAAGAGGCGCCUGCCAAGGAGGUAUGCACGCGAUUUGUUCCGACGAACUAGAAGAAACCUAUUUUCAAAAUCUAUUGGCUGGAAACAAUUUUUGUCCUUAAUGGAGCAGAAGGAGCCAACGAUACUUCGAGCGUAUACUACCCUUUGUUUGAGCAAGUCCGGAACACUUCAAAAGAAUCAAAUCUUGACGUCACUAAAAAGUGCAGGUCUUCCUGCAAAUGAAGAUAAUGCUGUUGCAAUGAUGCGUUAUCUCAACGCAGGCUCCGGAGGAUCAAUUUCAUACAGUCAUUUUCGGAAUUUCAUGCUUCUCCUUCCUUCAGAGCGUCUUGAAGAUGAUCCAAGGAGCAUCUGGUUUGAAGCUGCUACAGUUGUUGCCAUCCCCCCACCAGUGCAAAUAUCUGCUGAAAAUGUUCUAAAGUCUGCUUUGGCCGGAGGUCUUGCUUCCGCACUUUCCACUUCUGUUAUGCAUCCUAUAGACACAAUGAAGACGCGUGUACAAGCGUCAACACUCUCAUUCCCAGAACUCAUCUCUAAGCUCCCACAAAUUGGGCUUAAGGGACUAUACAGAGGCUCUAUUCCUGCAAUUCUCGGACAGUUUUCGAGCCAUGGAUUGAGGACUGGGAUAUUCGAAGCGAGCAAGCUUGUGUUAAUCAAUGUAGCCCCAACACUCCCAGAUAUUCAGGUGCAAUCUAUAGCAUCUUUCUGCAGCACAAUCCUGGGGACAGCUGUACGGAUUCCCUGUGAAGUUCUUAAGCAGCGGCUGCAGGCUGGCAUCUUUGAUAACGUAGGAGAAGCAAUUGUGGGUACUUUAAGGCAAGACGGACCUAAGGGCUUCUUCCGUGGUACUGGAGCAACUCUUUGCAGAGAAGUUCCGUUCUAUGUUGCUGGCUUGAGUCUUUAUGGAGAAGCGAAAAAGGCCACACAGAGCCUCCUGAACCGGGACUUGGAACCGUGGGAGACGGUGGUGGUGGGGGCGCUGUCGGGCGGGCUAGCAGCCGUCAUUACCACUCCAUUCGACGUGAUGAAGACGCGGAUGAUGACGGCCCCGCAGGGGGUGCCCGUGUCAAUGCAGAUGGUGGCCUUCUCCAUCCUCAGGCAAGAGGGGCCCCUCGGCCUCUUCAAGGGUGCCGUCCCCCGCUUCUUCUGGAUCGCCCCCCUUGGCGCGAUGAACUUUGCCGGCUACGAGCUCGCGAAGAAGGCCAUGGAUAAGAGCGAUCAGAUGGAUGGAUAACGCACCAGUUUUGUUAGAGAACAACAGGAAAGAAAAUGAUGACGUUUUUUGUGGGUCGGCCUCUCCCAUCCAUAUUACUUGGGCAGGAUGAACUCAGAGAGGCUGUGUAACCACCCCCUCCCCCCUCUUUUUUUUUUAUUUUUUAAAAUUUUAAUUGUCCCAUUACAGUCUCUACUGAUGCGUUGUUUGGUUUCAUAUAAAUUUUUGACGUUCUAAAAGAGAAGUUUGGGUUCCCUUGGGCCUUUGGAAAAAAAUCAUCAAUUUUUCUUUUUUACUUAUUUUGUUCUAGAGCCCCUCAGCUAUUUAAGCUGAUUGGCGAUUAGAUUAGAUCUUUACUUAGACCUAUUGUGCAUAGUUGUGAUCUUGGCAAAUUCUUCGUGUAUGUUGAUGUUUAAUAUCACUGAGAGGUGAUGUAUUGAAAUGGCAAGGUUCGCUCCUUUUAUUUCGUUGAU
Molecule: messenger RNA, 3051 nt
Organism: Ananas comosus (pineapple)
Lineage: Eukaryota; Viridiplantae; Streptophyta; Magnoliopsida; Poales; Bromeliaceae
Product: mitochondrial substrate carrier family protein C
Exons: 7
Coding region: 206-2599 (797 amino acids)
Biological process (GO): transmembrane transport
Cellular component (GO): mitochondrial inner membrane
Molecular function (GO): calcium ion binding; S-adenosyl-L-methionine transmembrane transporter activity
Source: RefSeq, a predicted model, not a curated record